Molecule: messenger RNA, 1266 nt
Organism: Rhodofomes roseus
Lineage: Eukaryota; Fungi; Basidiomycota; Agaricomycetes; Polyporales; Fomitopsidaceae
Exons: 4
Coding region: 338-898 (186 amino acids)
Source: RefSeq, a predicted model, not a curated record
CGUCGCAGGAGAAUGACGGCUGCUUACGACGCGGGGCGGGGAUUGGCUGGGGAAAGGGUAAAAACGCGAAAAGCGCCCCAAGUCCGGCUCAAAUUUGGUUUUUUUUCGGCCAUAGAUUCCCCUCCCCGUAGGGAGCUCGGAGAUUAUCGGGUUCCGGUGCAUUUCGUGUAUCGCGCAAACGGGGCGAGGUAUGUACACGGCAGCAGCAAAGAAAUAGGGCCCCUCUGCGCGGCACAGAAGGAAGGUCCAAGGCUCUCCUCACGCAGCAUGGACGUGGACACGUGCGCCACCCUGCAGAGCGUCGCGUCGUAGAUAGCGAACAGCGCGGACCGCACGAAUGCACGACUCGCCACCAUGCGCGCGGAAGCGCAUCGCAACCUACGUGGACGGCCGACUUGGGACAUCGUUGGGGCUCGAGUAUCCGUCUAGGUGCUGCGCUCGCGGGACGUCGGUACGUCGGUACAUUGCAGUGUACGCCAAUGACCGCGCCGCUAGCCAGGUUCGACAUAACCGGGUCUUCCAUCCAAGACUCGAGCUCGCGGUACCAGCAGAAGUACCCUCCGGAGGGCAGCGCUUGCCCAACUCGUCGAUCCGUUCGCCUGUUGUGUGUGUCCAGCCGUGUAUGUGUGAUGUGUGGAGGCUGCUUGAUAGUUAUAGGCACAUCAUCCAGUCCUGCGUCGGCUCCUCACGGUACACGCCCUUGGUCGUUCGAUGUUCCGCGCAAAGGACGGACGAUCAGCGGGAUGAACGCGAGACAACCGCAAACCCACUUACCGAUCCUUGCAAUCUGCUCGCCAGGUGGCAUCGACAUCUCUACACAACGCUUGCCGUGCUCAAACUCGACAUCGUGGUGAAUGAACCUUGGAGCCACCGAGCCCCUCGUGGCGCAGGACUGUAACCCUCAAGCGUCGGCCGACGCGAGCCUGCAGCCGUUGUGCCGGUGACAUCUGCCCAGGUGGACUUCAUCAGUCUUCGUCCCACAUGCGGACCUGGCUGUCUACGUACCUUCGCCAACACCCCGCUCGCCGGAAGACGAUACAUACAUACAUUGUCAUACACGACCAUCUGGGGUCGGGCAUGGCCGCAAUGAACAAGCCAUGUGGCAAUUUGACAGGCCGGGGGAGACCGUGUGUCCAUCGCCUGCGGUCGACGGCGCGCUGUUGCUGCAGUGAGCACACUGGCCGCUGUCCGCGACGUACCUCACCGCGUGGCGGUGGGCUUGCUCGCCGGACGGCGAUCCAUAUAUACAUUACCGGUCCGUCUGCA